AGGUGGUGAAGGGGGCAGGAGUUUGGUGGUAAUGUGGGAGGAGGUAGAUCGAGAUGGGGGAGGAGUCUAGCAGGUUAAUGGCGAUGGGGGAAGGAGAUGGCAACUGGGGGGGAGAGCGAGGGAGGGAGAUGGAGAAAGGGGCGAGGGCAAGAGAUGGUGCAAAGGGACAGCGAGGGCCUAAGUCAGACGGCAAUAAUGAUUAUUUUUGUAGCUGUUCUCAGAGUAUAGGCAGGCUAGAAAAGUAUGGUUAUAAGGGGGCAAGCAUGGCCAAUGUUGUCCUUCCAGGAGCUGCCUACACUGAGAAGGAAGGCACCUAUGUCAACACGGAGGGACGAGUGCAAAUGACAAGGCCUGCCGUGCCUGUGGUCGGCAAUUCCAGGGAUGAUUGGAAGAUAAUUCGGGCACUCUCCGAAGUCUUGGGGAAGAGGCUGCCAUAUGAUUCUGUGAGCGGAGUGCGGCAAAGGCUUGCAGAGGUGGCUCCCCAUCUCUCGCGUAUUGACAGUAUUGAGCCAUCGGUGUGGCUGAAUGGAGAUGCGCUUGCGCACUAUCAUGCUUCUGCUCUUGCGGAUACGCCCUUUGAAAAAGUGGUUGAUAACUUCUAUAUGACGGACCCGAUCAGUCGUGCAUCGCAGACCAUGGCCAAGUGCACUGCCGCUCGGAAGAAGGAGGUCGCGGAGGGGCGUUAUGACAAGCGUAGCUGCGCGGUGACAUGUGGCGACUUUGGGCAUCGUGAUGACGAACUUCUCGAGCUUAUGGAGGAGACCAGAGAGGCGCUUGAUGGCGUAUGGAGAUUGGUUGACCAGGUUCAGAUUCACCAGACCACUGCUGUUCCAGGUUUGAACCAGGAUUAUAAAUGGGAUGACCAGGAUCUGGGCACCAAGGGAGGCCAGGAGGGAGGGAGGAGAAUUGACAUUGAUGACUCUCCCAAAGGAGGCAUUUAUGGACAGAGGAGGAUGUCCCAUUUGCUAUCUCGCAUUGGUGCGGCUCUGAAGGACUGCCUACUGAAGAAAUGCCAGCAGUUAUCACUUUGGGACGUCGGCAAUUUUCGAAAGGUGGAGAUGGUGCUCUCACAUUGCCUGCGGGUGAUCAGCAGGUGGGAGAACGUGACUUCCGAGCUGACAAAGCUCACAUGGCCGCGAUUCGACGCCCACAUCUGGGAAGGAAAGCCAUUCGAAGACAAACUGCUGACCGCUUUCCGCAAUCGGAUCGACGAAAUUCUGAAGAUAAGAGAGAUCCACAAACUGUAAACCCUAAACCUAAACCCUAAACCCUAAAACUUAAGCCCCCCAAACC
Molecule: messenger RNA, 1293 nt
Organism: Chara braunii
Lineage: Eukaryota; Viridiplantae; Streptophyta; Charophyceae; Charales; Characeae
Source: the annotation of a GenBank genome assembly